AAGCGUUCACUCCCUCCACAGGAGCGCACAGAUUUUUGAAGGAACCAGUGGUGGGAAAAGCAAAGAUCCUGCAGAGAGCGUUUUGUAGCACUUUCAGAUGACUUCCUCUGCCACGUUAGACACAUUUCUGUAGCUGACAGAUCAGUUUGAAGGAUGUUUUAGGGAGACAUUGUCUCCAAAGGGCAUUUGGAGCGCGUAGUCUGAGCCCUUAUAAUGCGGAGAGAUCAAGUCUCAGUAGUUUGUCGGUAUGAACGCAGCGCAGACGGACCCUGAGAAACUGCUUUCAUGGAUUGACUGACUGACAGACUGAUUGAUUGGCAUUUGAUUGUUUAUUUUCCAAGAACAGAGGAUUUCCCUGUCGUAGAGUGUAAUUUAAAGAAAAUAUCGUGGAUUAAUAUUUGGAGUCGAGGAUUUCUUUUUUGCAUUGAAGGCGCGUCUUUAAUGAGGAUAUUGAUUUUUACAUUUAGCCUACGCCUGGGUUGCGGAUCUGAAGAGGGGAUCUAAUCUUUCACCAGGUGGAAAUAUUAUUAGUUUUUCUCCAGGACCCUAACUCAUCUCUGCUGCCGCUGAGUCCAACAUGAAGUCUGUCACCGUGUGGAUGUGCGUCUACAGCUUCCUUCUGCUCUUUGAUGAGGCAGCCAGUUCCUGGGGUGGUCCCUCUGCUCUGUCCAUGUCUUUGGCCAGUGGUUCUCCAGGAUCUCAAGGUGCCGGGUCCGGGCCUGGAGCACAGCCAGAGUGGGUGGACUGCAUCCAGGCAAGUGAUAUGUGCAACCAGAACCCGUACUGCAGCUCUCGGUACCGGGUGAUGCGCCAGUGCCUUGUGGGCAAAGAGAAGGAAGCCAUGCUGGACAACAACAGGGAGUGCCAGGCUGCUCUGGAAGUGCUGCUGGUUAGUCCUCUGUAUGACUGCCGCUGCAAGAGGGGCAUGAAGAAGGAGCUGCAGUGUCUGCAGAACUACUGGACCAUCCACAUGGGACUCACUGAAGGUGGAGACAUGGACGACUCCUCCCCUUAUGAACCUGUGGCUCCAAACCGGCAGCCUGAUGUGUUCCGCUUGGCCUCCAUCUCUUCAGGGAUGCUCACUGUGGCCCCGAAAGGUUUCCAAUGUCUCGAUCCAGAGAAAAACUGCAACCCCUGUCUUGACGCAGCCAAAGCCUGCAACCUCAACGGUAGCUGCAAAAGACAACGCUCGGCCUACAUCGCCACCUGCAGCAAGGAGGACCCGAACAAGGGUGAAACCUGCAAGAAGCGCUGCCACAAAGCUCUGAGGUUGUUCCUGGACCGUGUGCCAACUGAGUUCAGCCACCGGCUCCUCUUCUGCCCCUGCCAGAGUGAAGGCUGCGCGGAGCGUCGCAGGCAGACGAUUGUUCCUGAUUGCUCAUAUAAAGAUAAGGAGAAACCCAACUGUCUGGAGCUUCGUAGGGUCUGCCGCCAAGACUCUCUCUGCAGGUCAAGGCGGGCUGACUACAGGGUGAACUGCUGGAUGACUCCCCACACAGUGAGCACCUGUCCCAACCAAGACAAUCACCAGGCCUGCCUGGCCUCCUACGCAAGGCUCAUCGGGACAGAAAUGACUCCCAACUACGUCGACAGCAGCUACUCCAACUGGACUAUCUCCCCAUGGUGCACCUGUAAGGGCAGCGGAAAUCAAGAGGAGGAGUGUUUGAACUUCCUGGGCUACUUCACAGAUAACACAUGCCUAAGAAAUGCCAUCCAGGCCUUCGGUUAUGGGAUAGACAACAUGCAGAACAAAAAUGUGUCUGUCCCAGGCUCCUCAGUGGCCACAAAGACAGGAUCGGAUUGGUCAGCAGGCACCUCAGAACCUCCCUUCGUCACCAUCCCAAAGUAUCCUGAACCAAGAGACGGUGGCCUGGGUGAAACCAGGGGCCUGCCAGAGGAUCACUCCGGUUGUCUGAGUGCCAACGUCUGGGCUCUGCCUCCCGGCCUGACUUUGGCUCUGGUCCUGGCGGCCCAGCAUGCCUUAUAGAAGUGCCAGGAGGAGAAAAAAAAGAGGUCAUCCACCCACAAGCUGAUCCCGAAAGCAGAAGGUGUUAUUUCUAAGACUGAUAUUAAGAAGGCUGACUCUCUGGGCAGUUGACAUUAAAAGGCAUUUAAGAAGGAGGAAAAAAACAAAACCAAGGAAAGAUGCGGGAAAUAUUCAGAAUUUACAGUUGUGAAUUUGUUGUCCAUUUUGGUGUAAUGUUAGAGCGGACUACAACUGUGAUGAAUCACAUGACUUUAAAGGACCCUACAAGGGACUGUGAUGGCCACUUUUGGGAAAGACUCUCUUUGACUGAGAACCAAAAAACUGAGGACUGGAGCUGAUCAUGUCAAAGACUUCUGCACUUCUCUCACCGAAGGAGGGAGACGGGGAAUGAACAACAUAAUUAAAUGAAGACAAGGUUGACAGGAAUGAAAUUGUUACAGAGAGAAAAGAGAUUGAGCAGGAGGUAAAUGCAGUACAAAGAGAGAGAGAGAAAGAAGAGACAUAUUUCUGCUUUCAGUCACACUUUUUUUGUCUUGAAUUGGUUCUCGACUUAAUCUUCUCUUGGAUGAGCAGACCACAAAUUUAGAGGCUGGAAAAAGAGGGGGGAUGAUUACAUUCUGUCUGUUCAACACAAGUGUAAACUCUAAAUUGUAAAACCUACUCAAUGUUCUAAGUGUUGGUAUAGUAUCCGUGACCAUAAUCAAUCUACCGUACAACUCUUUCAUUUGGGUACUAUAGUAAGCUCUUGUUAGCAGGCGGAGGAAAGAACUACAGAAGUUACACGUUUAUGGUUCUUGGUCAUUUGAGAUGUUGUUGUUGACAUCUGUGGAUCAACGUCAACCUGCACAUGUGUACAUUUCUGUCUCUAUGUAUAUAAACCUCACUUUCUUUCAUUUAAACCAAACAAUAUCAUCAGUACCUUUAAUGAACUUUACUGUACGCUGAGAUGGCUCUGUAUUGGUACUAAAGAAAGGCCUCCAUUAUCUGCGUUUAUAUUUGUCUAUAAAGGUUCAAUCACAAAGAAUGUAUACAGGGAUGAGAUUAAAUGAGCUCAAACUGCUUGGAAAGCCA
Molecule: messenger RNA, 3058 nt
Organism: Notolabrus celidotus (New Zealand spotty)
Lineage: Eukaryota; Metazoa; Chordata; Actinopteri; Labriformes; Labridae
Product: GDNF family receptor alpha-2-like
Biological process (GO): nervous system development
Cellular component (GO): external side of plasma membrane; signaling receptor complex
Molecular function (GO): signaling receptor activity
Source: RefSeq, a predicted model, not a curated record